AUGGACACGCAGGCAUCAGCAGAUGGGUUGGGCAAUUUGAUCGAAGUCUUGAAACAGCCUCGGGUACUAUCCUGCGCUCAGUGUCAACAUCGCAAGGUAAAAUGCGAUCGCUGCAGCCCAUGUUCCAACUGCGCCAAGGCGGAGGUUCUCUGCACACCUAGUACGCCGGCGCCGGCGCGGAAGAGACGCGCGACGAAGCAGGAUCUUCUCGAGCGAGUGGAGCGAUGUGAAGCCUUGCUCAAGGGAUAUGCGCCAGUCGUCGACAGACCGCAGACACCUAGUUCGAGCAACCAUGUGCCAGACGAUCCGCCCGGCGCCUCUUUUGAACCCAGCUCGUCGGCGCAGGAACUGAACGCAUCAUACAUCACAACAAGAAAUGAUGGCAGUGUCAGAUUCACUGAUAGUUUCGGCACUGUUGUCAUGCAUGAGGAGUUGGUUGCUAUUCAGAAUAGCAUCAAGUGGGAUGACUCUGCGGAUGAAGGGCCCAUAGAGAGCAUAUAUGAGUCACCGUACAAGAGACUCCCGAUCACCGAGUUUAAGACCUCGGCGUCCGACACACCAGACACUCAGCCCGGCCCUGUUGAAGCCAUGAAUCUCUGGGAGCAUUUCAUUGAGAGAGUUAAUCCCUUGACAAAAAUUGUCCAUGUUCCAACUCUGGAACCGUAUGUAAUGAGAGCGGCGGUGGGGAUGCACUUGGUCCCUAUUGAGUACCAAGCGCUCCUCUAUUCGAUAUAUGCGAUGGCUGUGAUAUCCAUGUCAGAGAAAGAGUGUUUUGACUUGCUAGGACACAGCCGCGAUACCAUGCUGAAACACUAUGGUGGCAGUACCAAGAGGGCACUGAUGAAGUAUAAUCAUAGGGAGAAUUACACAAUGAUCACCCUUCAAACAUUGAUACUGUAUUUGUUAACCCUCGAGGACAGAAUUCACAGACACGCUUCCUGGGUCACCAGCGGUAUCGUAGUAAGGAUGGCGUACUCCAUGGGCUAUCACCGCGACGGAGAAUGCCUUGGACUGGGUCCAUUCGAAACCGAAAUGCGUCGCAGAAUUUGGUGUCAGAUCAUUAUCCAGGAUGCUAAGAAUGCUCUCUUGUCUGGACUCAGUGCCGCUAUGCUCCCCAUCCAAUGGGAUACAAAGCCGCCCUUGAAUAUAAACGACGCUGACAUGAGCCCCAGUAGCGGCUCUCCAAUAGUAUCUCGCGAGGGGCCGACUGAAAUGGCAUAUGUCCUCGUUGCGCGAUUGAUUUACGCGUACAAGAUUGACUGUGACAACCAUAUAGACACGCCUACCAACGAAGCAAUCUUACUGGGGAUGAGCUUGACAAACGAUGAAAAUACCGACCGAGCUGUGUUUGGAAAGUUUCGGGAACAAUCCGAGGAACUAAGGCGAGCGCUAGAGAGCUACACGGUAAAGUAUAUCGGCGACGGGGCUGGAAAAGUCCACGUGGCGGCUACCAUUUUGAAGACAACCAUUCUGGAGAAACUCGACGAUGCGCUCAGCCCAAUAAAGGAGCAAGAAGAAUGGGGAGUCGAGAUCUUUAACUGGAAAGACAACCUGUUCAAGAUGAUUAUACUGAGCAUGGAAUACCAAUGUAAUGCGCAUGAUAAAAUGGCAGCUGUCGGGUUCGAAUGGUAUAUGAGGCUGCAAUUCUACCCCGAUAUGCUCGCUUCCUUGACCAGCCAGCUGUACCGGCGCCCCCUGGGAUCUCUCUCUGACCGUGGCUGGCGGGCUGUGGAAAGGCUCCAUGGGCAUUACCCCGAGUUAUUUGACAUGAGCCAAAGACAGCAACUUAUGCAGGCGCAGUUCACGCUCAAAGCUUGGGAGGCCCGGAAGAUAGCGGUGGCUCAACGAGGGGGUAGCUUGGAAACGCCUGCAUAUAUUGUGCAACUUGGACAGGCGCUGUCAGAGAUGGAGGCUCAAAAGGCCGGGAAGCCGAUAGACUGGAACGCACUAUGGACUGAUUUGCAGCCUUUCGGGGAUGAGCUGAAUUCGUUUAUGGGCGAAGAAUUUGUACAGAUGAGCGACGGCCCGAGUGCUCGUGGCCAUGGAUUAGUUUAA
Molecule: messenger RNA, 2055 nt
Organism: Metarhizium brunneum ARSEF 3297
Lineage: Eukaryota; Fungi; Ascomycota; Sordariomycetes; Hypocreales; Clavicipitaceae
Product: Aurofusarin cluster transcription factor
Biological process (GO): regulation of DNA-templated transcription; DNA-templated transcription
Molecular function (GO): DNA binding; zinc ion binding; DNA-binding transcription factor activity, RNA polymerase II-specific
Source: RefSeq, a predicted model, not a curated record